Messenger RNA from Astyanax mexicanus (Mexican tetra), 2151 nucleotides. RefSeq lists its product as uncharacterized. The transcript has 5 exons. Lineage: Eukaryota; Metazoa; Chordata; Actinopteri; Characiformes; Acestrorhamphidae. The record is from RefSeq and is a predicted model, not a curated record. The coding region runs from base 154 to 2049 and encodes 631 amino acids.
GCGCUUUGUGUUUCUACCCGGGUUUUCCUGAAGCCACACUCCGCUCUCUGGAUGGGAAAAAUCUGAGGAUCAAUCACAACAGCGGUGUUUACAUUAAAGAAAGUGGACGUCCUUCUUCUCUGGAACUAGGCCGACAGUCGCUCACCAACCACCAUGGAGGUGGAGGAGACUAUACAUGCCAAAUUUCUCAGUCAAAUUGAGUCACUCAUGGCGAAAACCACCUCAGAGAUUGUGAAGGUGUUUGUUGAAGUGCUUAUGGAAACCAGGGUAGAGAUCACCCGCAGCUGGAGAGAAAUCGAUGAGCUAAAACAGAAACUGGAAGAGAGUGAGGAGCGGAGAGCAGAGGUUGUUUUGAGAAGUGAAGUAGCCCUCAACUUCAAAAGAGAAAUGGAAGAAGUGCUGGUGUCACAAGAUGUUGUGCAGACCCCUAAGGAUACCACAGUUGAGCACACUGGUAGUAAUGUGGAGGACCAUGAAUCAGCAACUUUACAGGCAUCAUAUGGUGCACCUGACAUUGACCAAUCUGUAAAUAGUCCAAACCAAACCCAAGAGGCCCAAGAGGCCAAAAUGUCACAGACCUUACAAAGACCUAAAGCAGCAUGUCAGUCUGAAUCGUUUGGAGUUAGAGAGCACCAACAAUCCUUGACAGAGAGUGAUGUCUCAAAGUCUCCUCUCCAAGCUGUUUCGUUGUUCAGUCCCCCACGACCAUCCUGUAGCUCCUCUACUCUAGCUUCUGACUCUCUCAAAACAGAGGCUCUGGCUUUCACAUCUGACUGUCUUGCUGCUGAAGAAAUCCAGGAUGAGAAGCCAGCUGUAGAUGAAAAGGGCAUCCCUGGUUUUCACCAUGUAGAAAGACUGGCUGACUACUUGGUGGAACUGCGAAAUCUUACUACUGUGGUACUGACCAACCUGCAAGUCAGCACAAUCAUUGACCUGUGGCUGAAUCUGGACAGUUGGGAUAAGCAGCAGGUUGGUUUUGUUGCUCUGCACCAGGAGAGGUUGACCACUGGCCAUUUUCAGUCACCAGGAAAAGAAGACAAUCUCUUACAGGGCAUGGUGAAUACAGCAAGGUGUACUCUAGAAGCAAGUUCCUCAACACGUCCUGACUGCUGCCGCUUGAUAGAAGCCAUCUUCAUCAGGCUGUGCAGUAUCCAUGGUUGUCCUUCAAAAAAAGAUGAAGGAAUACUGAAACGCUGGACAUUGAUUAUGCAGGACUAUAGAAAGAUUAGAGAGCUUCUGCUUGGGAAUGGUGCAGUAAUGCAGGCUACAUCACUGCAGCUAGUGGAGGUAAAACAGAAUGCCUUGAUCCAAUGGCAUAAUCAUCGCAUCAAAGACCAGGGUUUGACAGAAUUACUCAAGGAGGAUCUUUCUCCAUCGCUACAAGAAGCUGAGAAGCCACGUAUACAGGCCAGAACUCUUCCAAUAGAUCCCACUCAACAUCAGAAUCAUAAAUCUGACUUUAAUGUUCACAUCAGAAAUGAGUGUUUUUCAGAACUGCUCAAGAAGGAUCCCUCUUCAUCACUACAACAAGCUGAGAAAAUUUUGCAAGCCAGAACUCAUCCAACAGAACUCAAUCAACACCAGCUACCUGCUUUUAAACACAGGCCUCUAGAAAGUACAGCAGGACAGCCUAUUUUGAAGAGAAGAGCUGUAUGUGAACCACCAACAAUCAGACCAAAGCUUCCUACACAAAGGGAGCUAUUUGGGCCAGAUCCAAAAGCUGCACAGUACUUGCAGAUGGUACCACAAAUUUCAGUCAGGGCGGCACCGGUACUGCAGGCAGUGCACAUGCUCCAACCACUGCCUGCUUUUGUCUGUGGCCCAACUCAGAACGGUGUACCACAAUGUGCCACCCAGGAGUCUCCUUCCCAACCUCGUCAGAAACGUGCCUACAACAGGGUAGUGCAAGGAAACACGUGUAAAAAAUGUGGCCAGUUUCGCUCAGCAGUCACUGGUCAUAGCCAAUACAAAGGAAUUAUUUACUGUCCUAAGACUGAAACAAUGGACAAAAAGCAAUGGUUGGAUUACAUGAGAAGAAAAUGGAAAUAGUGUUAUGUCGGAGUCAAUAGUACAUAGGAAGGUUUUAGUGCUAUUUCUGCUUACCCAUAUGUCAUUAUUUUGUAUUAGUGACAAUAAAUCCUUUGAAAUGAA